UCUAUCUCUUAUUCAUCUCUCAGUUUCUGGUUUCUCAGAUGCUAGGUGGAUUCGGAGGAAAGUCAUCUGCCGGAGGCCGUAAAAGCCUCAGAGUCGCCGUCGCUGGCGACAAAGGAACCGGCAAAUCCAGCCUGAUCUCGGCCGUCGCCUCUGAAACCUUCCCGGAUAACGUCCCGCGCGUCCUUCCUCCGACUACUCUCCCCGCCGACGCUUACCCUGACCAUAUACCUAUCACCAUCAUCGAUACUCCCUCAAGCAUUGACAAUAGGAUAAAGCUCAUUGAAGAAUUCAGGAAAGCUGAUGUGGUGAUUCUGACAUAUGCUUGUGAUCAGCCUGCAACGCUUGAUCGCUUGAGUUCUUAUUGGCUCCCUGAGCUCCGGCGGCUAGAGAUCAAAGCACCAGUGAUAGUGGUGGGCUGCAAGCUUGAUUUACGAGAUGAACGCUCUCCCGCGAACCUAGAAGAUAUAAUGGCACCAAUCAUGAAGGAGUACAGAGAGAUAGAAACCUGUAUAGAGUGUUCUGCAUUGACUCUUAUUCAGGCCCCUGAUGUUUUCUAUUAUGCAUCAAAAGCGGUCCUUCAUCCAACAUUUCCGUUGUUUGAUCAAGAAAAACAAUGUUUGAAACCUCGCCUCCGCAGGGCAGUACAAAGAAUAUUCAACCUUUGUGAUCAUGAUUUGGAUGGUGCCCUUAAUGACGCGGAGUUGAAUGAUUUCCAGGUAAAUUGUUUUGGUGCCCCACUUGACCCUGUUGAACUUAUGGGAGUGAAGAGAGUGGUACAAGAAAGGCAACCAGAUGGAGUCUCUGAUCUUGGUCUUACACUUCCGGGCUUCCUUUUUCUUUUUUCUCUUUUCAUUGAGAGAGGUCGCCCUGAGACAGCCUGGGCUAUCCUACGGAAAUGUGGUUACAAUGAUUCUUUAGAACUCAGCACAGAGUUACUACCCGUUCCAGCAAAGAAUUCUCCUGAUCAGAGCAUCGAGCUAACAAACGAAGCUAUGGAAUUUCUGAGUGGAAUUUUCCAGUUAUAUGACCUUGAUAAUGAUGGAGCCUUACGGCCAGCUGAGCUAGAUGAUUUGUUUCAAACAGCUCCAGAUAGUCCUUGGGUUGAGGGUCCUUACAAAGAUGCUGCAGAGAAAACGCCAGGCGGAAAUUUGACAGUCAAUGGGUUUCUGUCUGAGUGGGCUCUAAUGACUCUACUAGAUCCUAGAAAAACAUUGGCAAACCUGAUAUAUAUCGGUUAUGGUCACGAGCCAUCUUCAACAUUUUCUGUUACUAGGAAAAGAUCAGUGGAUCGUAAGAAGCAGCGAACAGAAAGGAAUGUAUUUCAGUGCUUUGUAUUUGGCCCUAAAAAAUCUGGAAAGUCUGCACUCCUCGAUUCUUUCUUAGGAAGGAAAUUUUCGGACAGCUAUAAGGCAACAAUGGGUGAACGAUAUGCAGCAAAUGUCAUUGAUCAGCCUGGGGGUUGUAAGAAAACCCUCGUAUUGCGGGAGAUACCAGCAGACAGAGUUAAAAAGUUUCUGGCGAAUAAGGAAACGUUGGCAGCAUGUGAUGUUGCUGUGGUCGUCUAUGACAGUUCGGAUGUAUACUCAUGGAAAAAAGCGAGGGAAAUAUUGAUGGAGGUAGCAAGGAAGGGUGAAGAGAGCGGUUAUGGGACCCCAUGUCUCCUUGUUGCAGCGAAAGAUGAUUUGGAUGCAUAUCCAAUGUCGGUGCAAGAGUCUGAUAGGGUUUGCAUGGAAUUGGGAAUAGACGUGCCAGUGUCGAUAAGCAUGAAACUUGGGGAGACAAAUAGUCUCUUCUCAAGAAUCGUGAGUACAGCAGAGAACCCUCACAUGAGCGUUCCAGAGACAGAGUCGGGAAGAAGAAGCAAGAAUAUCCGUCAACUCGUGAAUAGCUCACUUGUGUUUGUCUCAGUGGGUACAGCAAUUGGGUUUGCCGGUUUGGCAGCGUACCGUGCUUAUUCCGCAAGGAAGAAUGCUUGAAGAUUUAUUUGCCUCCAAACACAUAUUAUUGUUAUUAUAUCUCUGCUUUGCUUCUUUUUUUUGUGUGUAUAUAAUAAAACAUCGGACAAGAUGGCUUCUCCGUUUCCUUGACCCCAUUAAUUUUGAAGUUAUUUCAGAUACCAAACAGUAUUCUUCUACUCUGAAGCAUU
This is a messenger RNA of Eutrema salsugineum, 2146 nucleotides long. Its product is annotated as mitochondrial Rho GTPase 2. The record is from RefSeq and is a predicted model, not a curated record. The coding region runs from base 39 to 1976 and encodes 645 amino acids. NCBI's taxonomy places the organism in Eukaryota, Viridiplantae, Streptophyta, Magnoliopsida, Brassicales, Brassicaceae. Gene Ontology annotation, biological process: mitochondrion organization; small GTPase-mediated signal transduction. Gene Ontology annotation, molecular function: GTPase activity; GTP binding; calcium ion binding. The transcript has 14 exons. Gene Ontology annotation, cellular component: mitochondrial outer membrane.